ACGUGGGCGAGGAGGCGGACCCGGACGACGCAGACGACGACGAUGAUGCGGAUUACCGGGAGCUGCUGCAAUGCUCCGUCAGCAUCGGCGAGACGUCCUUCGCAAAGAUGCGCGGCGACCACGACCGCGUGCGACGGCAGAGCCUCCGUCACCAGUCAGAUGCCGCCGACGUGUGGGCAGAGCAGCAGAUAAGGUACGAGCGUCUGCUGAGGCGCGCGCGGAUGGAGGAUUACUCAAGCCUCGAGGCACAGCACUUCCUCUACCAGUGCGGCGUCGAUCGCUACGGACGCCACAUCGUCGUCUGCGUCGCGCGAAACUACGCAGCGUCCAAGACCGACUUCGAUCGCUUGACACUGCCUCCCCAUCACAGAUAUCUACUGAGACCACCUNACGGGGAGCAGAGCAGCAGAUAA
Molecule: messenger RNA, 413 nt
Organism: Priapulus caudatus
Lineage: Eukaryota; Metazoa; Priapulida; Priapulimorpha; Priapulimorphida; Priapulidae
Product: protein GDAP2 homolog
Exons: 3
Source: RefSeq, a predicted model, not a curated record